CGUCGGUUGUUUUGGUGCCAAGGGGCAGUAGCGUAGCAAGCAUUAGCUUUAGCAUUCAGUUGUAGACGAAACGUUUUGCGGUGAUGUGUUCACAUAUCAGUGCCGUCUGAUAAAUUACUUUCAGCUCAGUUUCCUUUAGUGAAGUGUUUGUGAUUUUGUUAUCAGCUUGCAGAGGAAGUGGUAGCGAUGUCAACAAUACAGGAUUAGCGCUUGUGCAACGGAUAAAGUUAGCUAGUGCCUUCGUUGGUGUGAUGUUGGUUGAAAUCAGCUGAUCAACAGCUUCUUGACAAGUGUAGUGUUUGUUCAAUAAUUGUAAUCGUUUUGCCCGGUGUUGAAGGGGUUGUUGUCGAUGUGUGUCGAUAAGUGCAGUUGUGGUGCCCCCAGAAAAAGAUGAGGCGCAAUGGAUCUCCAGCUGCCGGCAGCCCUUCUCUUGCAGCUGCUGCUGCUGCCGAUGUUGCUGAUGACCAGCGGCUCCCAGGCUGCCGCCCCCGCCACCGCCUCCGCCGCCUCUAUUUGCCAGCAAGUCGAGUGCCACUGCCAAGCUGUCAAGGAAUUCGUCAAUGUCACCUGUGCCUUUGAUAGGAAAACGGUGCUAAAACUGGAGAAAGGCUCGCUGCCAGAGAAGAUGGUGGAGUUGGAGUUGAGCGGCGGCUACGAGCUGAAGCUGGAAGCGGGUGCCGUGACGAGCCACGGGCAUCUGUACCGUCUGCACGUUACCGGCUUCCAACGCGUGUUCGUGCUGAAGGGAGCCCUGGACCACGUGACCGCUGCCAAUCUGCACGUGCAGCUCGCCAACUGCUCGUACCUGUUGCUGGAGAGCAGCUCUCUCCGUAGUGCAGGUGGCGGAGUGUCGUUGCAGCUGGCCAGAGUCAGCAAAGUGGUCAUCCAGUCAGGGGCGUUCCACUCGCUGCUGCAGCUCACCGUCACUGAUGUGCCCUCCCUCGAGCCGGCCUCAAAGGCCUUCUACACUAGCAUAUCACGGGACCGACCUAGCACGCAGAUCCUUCUCCAGCGAGUGAGAAUAGAAACGUUGGAGACACAGGUUUUCCCAUCAGCCCUGGCCGAACUGGUGGUGAGGGACAGUGAGAUAGUGAACGUGAACAGUGAAGCAGUGGACGCCAUUGAGCUGCGCCGCCUGAGCAUCAUCAAUUGCUCGCUGAGUCGCGUCAAAACCAACGCGUUCUCUUCAAAAGUGAUUGUCGCGCACUUCGAAAUCGACAGCACCACCAUUGGCCUGCUGGCCACCCACUCCAUCAGCUCUGGCAUUUCCACCAUGAUUGUUUCAAACAGCCGAAUCGAAGCAAUACAAGAGGAAAGCUUCAUACCGUCAGCAGUUGCAAAAAUGGUUCUUGUCAACAACACAUUCCACCGCAUCUACAGCAACGGCUUCAAGCUGAAUGGACGGGAGGGCGGCGACACUUCGUGGAAGCACUUGGAAAUAGAGAACAACACUUUCGACAAACUGGAGGCGAACGCCUUCGAUGGCAGGUACAUCCCGCCUGAGAGCGGCGCCGCAUCCCGGGCCACCUUCGUCUUCAGAGGCAACUACAUCGGCUCCACCAUCACCAGCUCUCCCGUAUUCAACUUCGGUCUGAACACCGACGUUAACGUUACCAUUGACAAUAAUCAUUUCUUAGAAGUAUGUCGUUGCAAUACCAAUAGGAUAUCAGGAAUAAUCACGGGAACUGACGACGUUAUUGAAGAAAUCUUGUACAGCAGCUUUUGUAAAACAUAUCCCAACUGGAAACACUGUUUCGAUGCCAGCUAUGUUCUGAUCACGAAUUUCAGUGAGAAAGUGUGUGGGGAAAAUUCGAGUGAGUGUGAAAUUAAAGAAACUACAGUGGUUGAACGUGGUAUUAUCACUACUUUGGAUUCAGCUUUUCAAAACGAUGAAGGGUUCGGAGUUGAGGGGGAAAAGACUGUACUGAAAGCUAUUUUUGCAUUCGUUGUGCUUUGUGUUUGCAUCAUCAUGUUCAUUUCAUCAGCAGUAUGGGUGUGCAAAAAUAACUACCUCACCAAAGGACGAGUGUUGUUUGUGAUGUCAACCGAAUCCUUGUUCAAUCUGUUGUCUCGUGUUGUUGAGAGAUCAACGACAAGCGUCACACGAAGUGAAUCGACUCAUUCGGUGACAAUCCACGAGUACGCCGAGCUGCAGAGGCAGCCGAAGGGGCAGGCAGAGGUGGAUGGGGAGUCGCCACUGGAAAACAAAGCCACCCAAACCCUGCCCGAGGAACUCACCCAUGAACUGCUGCAAACGUUGCGGGAGAAGCUGGAUGACCCAGAGAACUACAGUGAGGCACGGGAUAUGAUCGAACAUCUGUACGAUCUCAUCAAGGUGGAAGAAAGUUGUAAUCAGAACUGCACCGCUGAAACAGUGAUUGAUUUCGACGAGUUUGAGCCUGAUGACACAAACCAUGUGUACGACGAGAUCAAGCCGAAAUCGAAGAAACAGAAGGGCAGCAAGACGUGUGUGUCGGUUGGUACGAGGGCUCCGUCGCCCGACAAACUGCUUCCGUUGAGGGCUGUCUACGCGGAGGCGAGGCGCAGAUCGGUGCUGCUCAAUGAAUACGCCGAACCUCGUGACAAACGUCCAACGGUUCCAGCUACUUACGAUUACGCAGAGUUGCCGAGUGGAUCGCAGAGUGCUCCUGAUGCGGCGACUGCCGCUGUAUCACUGCGUGCCUUAGCCAACCGUCCGCUGCCCGAAAAACCCCCCCAAAACGACCCUGGUGAAGGCCCGUCCUCUUCACUUUGACAACUGUGAUAAAUAUUUUACUAGGAUAGAAACUGAUUCGAGUGAAACUUCCAGCCAUAUUAGUACAGGACUAAUGACUAGUGCUUUGAACGUUUUUGGGAUGUGAAGAUGGAGUUUUAUACUUUGAUGACAAACGAACAACUAUGAUUCUUGAAAAUAUGUCAACAUUCAAUUAUUGUACUGGAACAGGAAAUUAUUUUCCAUGUCUAGGUUGAACAACUUUCAAUGAUGCCUUAGGAGUUCUAAACUUUCACUGUAAUUACCUAUUUAAAUAAAUAAUUGUGUAUCAUUCAAUAAAUAAAUGAAUAAUUCUUUUUUUAAUAGCUUGCAAUAAUCAACUCUACUGCUGAAAAUUAAUUAAAAAUUUCAUAUUCUACAAAUUGCAAACUUACACGAAUAAUUGUGCUGAUACCAGAAAUGGAAAUUGUCUGAAAAAUUGUAUUGCUCGGGGCUGAUUGAUUUUUUACUAGAAACUGAUCUUACUGAUUGUUCUAGCAAUCUGUCUGUGCAUAUUGCAUAGAACGUGGCUUAAACAUACUACUCCAUAAAUCCAUACUCUAAGCCUACUCCAUAUCUCAUCCAUCCAAUCUAGGAUAAAUUGCAUCCUUCGUUAAUUGAAGGAUUGCUGGAUUUCUAGAUAAACAAUCUUCAAACAUCAGGUUUUAAAUAGCAUUUACAUCUAACUUGCAAAAUGGCUGCUUAUUAAGAGAUCUGGAUUUUUUGAAAUAUUUUCGCCUUGAAUCUAUCAAUCUGUAUUACAAUAUUAGUCUUUAAUUUUCAAUCUCCGGAGUAAUUUAUCAUAUUAUAUGUUAUACGUUGAUUGAUAUUGUGACUACUGAAAAAAAUACUUCAAUCAAUUUUCCAACUAAAUAUUCUCUAAAUUCUAUACAUUUAUUUAUAUUACUAUUGUUGAACAAUCAAUAUUUUUAUUGAUUUUAUACUUUGUAUAUUAUGUGUUUUGUGCCACGAUAUGAGAAUAAUAAUCGUGGAAUGCUCUUGUCAUUAGAUUUGUAUUAUGUAUAGUUUUUAGAAAUAUUGUUGAUCUAACAUAGUAGAUUAUUUAGCAACUGUUCUUGGGAAUACCAUAAGUCAUGUCAUGUAUAAAACAGCUUUCUUGUUGAAAAAAUUGAAGUAAGAGGUACCGGUACCGGAAAAAUAAAUUAUGAAUACAGUACAUCAUUUUAUUAAUAAAUUAAUAAUAAUAUUGUUGUUAUACCAAGUCAUAUUAAUAAUAAGUAUUGUUAACGUGAUUGAUUUUAAUUUUUUGAAUCGUAAAAUUUUGAACUUGUGUUUUGGUGCUGUUGUAGAAGUAGGAAGUUAUUGGUUUGCUUUUAAUUUCUCAACAGGUCAACUGCAGUUCUUUCUAGAAGAUCUUUUUAGUAAACUGAAUUGUAAUUUUUAUAGCAAAUCUUUAGAUAUAGAUUAAAUGAAUUUAAUAAAUUGAAUUUUGAUAUUCAAACUAUUGUCCCAAAUAUACAAUCUGAAGACUUUCGCGAUUAGUUACUGAAAAAAAAAUUGCAAAUGUAAAUAUAUUCCAUCGAUUCUGGAUGCCAUUAUGAUUAUUAACAAUCACUAAUUAAGUUACAUUAGUUUCGUAUUUUAUUUUAAGUUGGAGGUUGAGUGCAAUGUGAUAAAAUUAUUAAUUACUUUAUUGUUGUUGAACAAUCUUCUAUUUUAUGAAUUGUAUGUGGAGAUCGAUUUGAUAAUUUGCCACUAACAAGAAAACAACUAACUAAUUGUGUAAUUCUGUAGUACCUAUUUUAAGAGUCGGACGAUAUGUAAUUCACAUGAUGCAUAGAUUUUAGUACAUUUAUUGACUUUGUCUACUUUUCUACCAAAGACAAUUAUAUAGUAAUUUAGAUAUAGACAACCGUUGAACAUUGCAAGAUGAGACGUAAUUUCGAACUUUUGAUAAAUUUAUAGGACUGAAGUAAAAUUGAAUACCGUACUAAUCUACUGGUUGUAAAGCAAUUCAUCGAAAUUAUAGUGAAAUCAACAGAUUGGAAAAGUAUAUUUCUCCAACAGUAUACUGAUGGCUCAAUCAUUGUAGAUUGAAGAGUUGCAAUAAUUCACCUUGAAACCUGAAAUCAAAAAAUUAUACUUCUCUUUAAUACGAAGUAAUUAAUUUCUAAUGCCAUUAAAAAUUAGAUUUUAAUAGCAGAGUUUUGUAUGUGUUUGUCACAGAAAGUGGCUUCUCCUAUAAAUUUUUUGUGGCCAUAGAAGAAUGAAGUUAUACAUUUAUAUUACUACAAUAGAUAUUAGUUUGUAAAAGAAAAUUCAUGAUAAUUAUUGCAUUGAGAUUAAUUAGUUGAAUACUCUAUUGACAUUAUUUGCUUAUUACAAGCUUAUUACAGUAGGUACCUAUCAUGGAUGUAAAAUGUAAUGGUUCCAUGACAAAUGCUCUUUUCAAGGAACGUUCUGAUUGUAAAAUCAUAUAAAAAACUAUCAAUUUACUUUUACCGUACUAGUGUUCAUAUAUUUUGAGAUAAUAGUCAAUAACUUAUGUUAUGAAAUUCAAUAUAAUCAAAGUAGAGAAGUUUUGAAAAUUAUUAAUCAAACUAAUAGCUCAAAUCGUAAAUAAAUGUUAGUUAAUGAAACAGAGUUCAGUAAAAAGUUUAGAAUUGAAUCAAAAUAGAGAUGAGAAAUAAAUUCUGAAUGCGAAAGAAUUCUUAAACUUGCAACAUAUUAGUCAGUAAGUGAAUUUUUUGUAAUGAAUCAUUAAAUUAAGAUGUUGACACCUUCAUUCUCCGAAACUGGAUGUACAUUAACUUUGAAAUAUAUUUUACAUUCCAAAUUCU
Messenger RNA from Nilaparvata lugens (brown planthopper), 5553 nucleotides. RefSeq lists its product as uncharacterized. NCBI's taxonomy places the organism in Eukaryota, Metazoa, Arthropoda, Insecta, Hemiptera, Delphacidae. The record is from RefSeq and is a predicted model, not a curated record. Bases 401 to 2755 code for a protein of 784 amino acids. The transcript has 4 exons.